Molecule: messenger RNA, 624 nt
Organism: Insectozyma verbasci
Lineage: Eukaryota; Fungi; Ascomycota; Pichiomycetes; Serinales; Debaryomycetaceae
Source: the annotation of a GenBank genome assembly
AUGUCCAAAACAUUGAGUUGUUAUGCAUUCGAAACUUUAAUAAACAAAUUACAAACAGAUUCAAAAAAGAUCCCACUUAGUUCAUAUUUCGAAAUCCUAGGUGAAGAUUCAAGUAAAUUACCUGCUUCAGCGCCAUUAUUUAUCACAUGGAAUAAAAAUCAAUCAUUAAGAGGAUGUAUUGGAACAUUUCAAAGUUUACCUAUUUCUUCCGGAGUCUCUAAAUUUGCCAUAAAUUCAGCAUUUCAGGAUCCCAGAUUUCCUCCAAUAAAAGCAAAAGAGCUUGAUUCAUUAUCUGUUAGUGUUACUUUAUUAGAUAAUUUUAGAGAAAUUAAAAAUGCAAAUGAUUGGACUAUUGGUCUUAAUGGUCUUAAAAUCAGUUUUGAAUUAGAUGGAGAUUAUUAUUCUGGUACGUUUCUACCUUCUGUUGCAGAGGAUGAAGAAUGGGAUAAAAUUACCACACUUUAUUAUUUAUUAAAGAAAGCAGAUUAUAGUAUUGCAAAAUCUAACGUUGCUGAGUUUUAUAAAAAUGGUUUAGAUGAAGGUUGGUUAAAACUAGUUAAAUAUGAUGGAUUGAAACAAGGAGUAACUUAUGAAGAAUUUAAUAAAAUUAGAAAUGAAAUUUAG